GGCGCCGGCCGCGACUGCGUCCUGUUGCAAGAGGACUUCCUGGCGCACCGGGGCCGACCCCACGUCUAUCUACAGCGCAUCCAGCUCAACAACCCCACGGAGCGUGUGGCCGCGCUACAGACUGUGGGCCCCACUGCCGGCCCGCUCCCCAGGGCCUUCACCAGCACCCUGGAGAAGGUCGGCGACCAUCAGUUCCUCCUCUACUCCGGUCGGUCCACCCCCUUUCCCACGGGCCAAGUGCACCUGGUCGUGGUAGCUGCCAAGAAGCUUGUGAACCGGCUCCAGGUGGCUCCCAAGUCGCAGCUGGAUGAGACAGUGCUGUGGGUGGUGCAUAUCUCGGACCCCAUCAGCCCCCAGGUGCUGAAAAGCAGAGCAGCCAAGGAGCUCAAGGCGCUCCAGGAUUUGACCCGGAAGGAAAUGCUGGAGCUCUUGGAGAUGCCGGCGGCUGAGCUGCUGCAGGACCACCAGCACCUCUGGGCUCAGCUCUUCAGCCCAGGGGUGGAAAUGAAGAAGAUCACAGAUGCCCACACGCCGUCCGGCCUGACCGUGAACCUGACGCUGUACUACAUGCUGUCCUGCUCGCCCGCCCCGCUGCUCAGCCCCUCCCUGAGCCGCCGGGAGCGAGAGCAGAUGGAGGCGACACUCAGCUACGAAGACCACUGCUUCAGCGGCCACGCCACCAUGCACGCCGAGAACCUGUGGCCAGGCCGGCUGGGCUCGGUGCAGCAGAUCCUGCAGCUCUCGGGCCUGUGGAGGCUGACGCUGCAGAAGCGCGGCUGCAAGGGGCUGGUGAAGGCGGGCGCGCCGGGCAUCCUGCAGGGCAUGGUGCUCAGCUUCGGUGGGCUGCAGUUCACUGAGAACCACCUGCAGUUCCAGGCCGACCCCGACGUGCUGCACAACAGCUACGCGCUGCGCGGCAUCCGCUACAAGGACGACCACCUGGACCUGGCUGUGCUGGCGGACGCUGAGGGCAAGCCCUACCUGCACGUGUCCGUGGAGGCCCGGGGGCAGCCCGGCAAGGUCUACGCCUGUGAGGCGGGCUGCCUGCGGGAGCCGGUGGAGCUGACCGCAGCGCCCGGCGGCCACACCUUCUCCGUCAUGGUGACGCAGCCCAUCACCCCUCUGCUCUACAUCUCCACCGACCUCACGCACCUGCAGGACCUGCGCCACACGCUGCACCUCAAGGCCAUCCUGGCCCACGAUGAGCACAUGGCCCAGCAGGACCCCGGACUGCCCUUCCUCUUCUGGUUCAGUGUGGCCUCCCUCAUCACCCUCUUCCACCUCUUCCUCUUCAAGCUCAUCUACAACGAGUACUGCGGGCCCGGAGCCAAGCCCCUCUUCAGGAGCAAGGAGGAUCCCAGCGUCUGAGGGAGCCGGGGCCUUGCCGGCAGCCGCCGUUUGCACAGACAGCACCGGGCGCCCUGCUGCUGCGAGCGGGGGUCCCCCGGAGCACCGCCCUUUGUGCCUUGCUGGGGACAGUGGCGCCGAAGCACUGGUGGACGCCAGAGUUGGCUUUGGAAGGACGAGUGCCCGGCGGGGAGGGGGCCGCAGCCGGCCUCUGAGCUUUCCCCCUAUAGUGAACCGAUAGGGAAAAUACUUGAAUCAGCUCCCUCCUUCCACCCCCUUUCUCCUGUCCCAGGAAACAGCCCCUCUUUGAAAGACUCUCCUUUAGGAAAAUCGCGUUCUUUUCCUCAUUCAGUGCGUUCUUUCGUGAAUGAAUUUCUAAUUUAUUUUUGUUGGGGUCUCGAGGCAGUGGCCUCAGGCACAGUGCACCCUCUGUCACCUGGGUCUGUUGCCCGGUCGGCUCCCUGACUCCGGUCCUGAGCCUGUGGGCGUCUGUGGUUUUGUACUCUCAGGCUUCGGGAUGUUUAACUUUGUAGUGAUUGAUGGUUGUUGGGUUUUAAAAUACCAAAGCUUUUUUUGUCCCAUUUUUAAAUAAACAU
This is a messenger RNA of Fukomys damarensis (Damara mole-rat), 1943 nucleotides long. Its product is annotated as KIAA2013 ortholog. The annotation marks the transcript as partial. The transcript has 3 exons. The record is from RefSeq and is a predicted model, not a curated record. Lineage: Eukaryota; Metazoa; Chordata; Mammalia; Rodentia; Bathyergidae.